Molecule: messenger RNA, 1299 nt
Organism: Xenopus laevis (African clawed frog)
Lineage: Eukaryota; Metazoa; Chordata; Amphibia; Anura; Pipidae
Product: vomeronasal type-2 receptor 26-like
Exons: 3
Coding region: 1-1299 (432 amino acids)
Source: RefSeq, a predicted model, not a curated record
AUGGAACUGUGGGAGCAAACUUUCUCUUGCAAGUGGCUAGAUCAGGAGAAAUUUCAUGCCUUGAUGGCCAAUGGAACAAUGAAAGCAUGUACAGGAGAAGAAAAGCUGGAGAGUCUGAUGAUGGAAUUAGAGCAUAGAGUAUCUCUACAUGUUUACACUGCUGUUUAUGCCAUUGCCUGGGCAUUACAUAAUAUGCUUUAUUGUACACAUGGAUAUGGAGCAUUACAUGCUGGAACCUGUGCCACUAUUUCCUCAUUUUACCCAUGGCAACUUCUCCAUUAUGUUAGAAAUGUAAACUUCAAGACCAAAGAUGGGAGCCACGUAUUCUUUGAUGCCAAUGGAAACCCUCCAGCUAUGUAUGACAUUGUAAAUUGGCGUGUGAGUGCCAAUAGCUCACUGGAGAAGGUUACAGUUGGAAGGUUUGACGUUAACAGCCCUGAUGGGACAAUUUUCAAUGUAUAUGGUGCUGAAAUGAUAUGGAUCAACCACACACAGCUUAGCAGUCAUCUCCAGCUUAUUUUCAUUGACCCCAAUUACUACGGUAUAUUGGGAGUUUUUAUUUGUUAUAAGAAAACACCAAUAGUUCGAGCCAAUAACUAUUUCCUUAGUUGCCUUCUCCUGUUCUCCCUGUUCCUCUGUUUCCUUUGCUCUUUAGGUUUUAUUGGUUACCCACAACCCGAAAAGUGCCUUCUGCGUCAGGUGGCAUUUGGGAUGACUUUCACCUUCUGCAUCUCCUGUGUUUUGGCCAAAACCAUCACUGUUGUCAUUGCCUUUAAUGCAACCAAACCAGGCAGCAGGUUAAAGAGGUGGACAGGGGUAAAAGUGUCCUACUGUGUCCUUUUGGUUUGUACGUUAAUCCAAACCUUUUUGUGUGUAAUGUGGCUGAUCCUCUCUCCUCCAUUCCCUGAAUUCGAGACAGACAAAAAACCUGGAGCUAUUAUCAUUAAUUGUAAUGAAGGAUCUUCCAUAGCUUUCUGGUGCAUGCUGGGAUAUCUUGGACUUUUGGCGACCAUCAGUUUCAUUGUUGCCUUCCUGGCCAGACGUCUCCCUGACAGUUUUAAUGAAACCAAAUUUAUCACAUUCAGUAUGUUGGCUUUCCUCAGUGUCUGGGUGUCCUUUAUCCCAGCCUAUCUCAGUGCACGGGGCAUGUAUACUGUGGCAAUGGAGGUCUUUGCCAUUAUGUCUUCCAGCUUGGCUGUGGUGAUCUGUAUAUUCUUGCCAAAAUGUUUCAUUGUCUUGUUCAGGCCCAAACUCAACUCUCGAGAGCAUCUCAUGGGAAAAAGCAGAGGUAAAAAAUAA